AGCAACUUUUAGUUUAGGGCUUUUUCUGCAGACUUUCUCUCUCUAUCUCUCUCUCUCUCUCUCUCUUCAAUUUUUGUUUGAAUUUCUCUCUUCCAAUCAACGAUGGCUAAGGAUGGAAGGUCAUCUUCACCUCCCAGCCCCUCCCCUCCACCACCGCGUAGCUCCUCCCCUCCGCCACCGCGUACAGGUCGUAGGUCGAGUUCGUUACCUAGGUCACGAAGAAGUCGUUCCAGGAGCCGUGAUUCUGAGGGUGCUUCUAAUCCCGGGAAUAAUCUUUAUGUGACUGGUCUAUCUACGAGGGUUACUGAAAGUGACCUUAAGAAGUAUUUCAGCCGUGAAGGAAAGGUUGUUGACUGUCAUUUGGUCACAGAUCCUCAUAGUAGAGAGUCGCGUGGAUUUGGUUUUGUUACUAUGGAGACAAAUGAGGAUGGGGAGCGUUGCAUUAAGCACCUCAACAGAUCUGUACUCGAAGGCCGAUUGAUCACUGUUCAACAGGCUAAAAGGAGUCGAGGAAGAACACCAACUCCCGGAACAUAUCAAGGUCCGAAAGAUACACGAGGAAGUUACGCGGGAAAUAGUGGGAGUAGGAGAAGAUCUCGUAGUUACUCGCCUCAGCGGAGAUACGAUAGGGAUAGGGACUUUGACCGUAAGGACCAGAGAGGGGGUUCCGGCAGAAGGUCAAAUGAUCAUAGUUCGAGCAGAAGACAUAGUGACCGUUAAAACGAGUUACGUUAAAUGUCGACUAACCUAGGUAAGAUGUUGUAUGAAUUUGGUGAUCAAGAAUCGGCAAACCUUAUUGUACUCUGUUUGGAUACUCUCUGCUUUCCAUAUAACCUUUUGAUGUGCGACCUACCUGUAUUUAACGAUAUAUUUUUUUUCUCUUAUGUAAGUUGAGUUUUGAGAUU
Messenger RNA from Erythranthe guttata (spotted monkey flower), 905 nucleotides. RefSeq names its product serine/arginine-rich splicing factor SR45a. The record is from RefSeq and is a predicted model, not a curated record. Lineage: Eukaryota; Viridiplantae; Streptophyta; Magnoliopsida; Lamiales; Phrymaceae. Gene Ontology annotation, molecular function: RNA binding.